AUGAUGGUUGAUGCGACUGCAGGCCACGAGCUUCUUAGUUUCAUGGAUGCCUUCUCAGGGUACAACCAGAUCUUAAUGCACCCGAGCGACCAAGAGAAGACAGCCUUCAUCACAGAGAGGGGAACCUACUGCUACAAGGUAAUGCCGUUCGGACUCAAGAAUGUCGGGGCCACCUACCAACAGCUAGUCAACAAGAUGUUCUCCGACCACUUAGGAGAGACUAUGGAGGUUUACAUCGAUGACAUGCUCGUCAAGUCCCUGAUUGCCGAGCAACAUCUUGACCACCUUAGCCAGUCCAAGAAGUUCGACUGGACCUCCUCCUGCAAAAAAGCCCUACAACAGCUAAAAAGGUAUUUGACCACCCCCCCGCUUCUUUCCAAACCUGUGGAUGGGGAGAAGCUCUACACUUACCUGGCGGUCUCAGAGACAGCCAUAUCAGCAGUACUAGUUCAGGAAGAAGAAACGAAGCAGUCAUUGGUCUACUAUAUAAGCAAGUCUCUCCUCGACGCAGAAACUCAGUACAGUCAGCUGGAAAAGUUGGCCCUCGCUCUCGUCCAUGCAUCUAGGAAACUCAUACUAUACUUCCAGUGCCACCCCAUAGUCGUAACCACCUCCUUCCCACUCAAGAAGAUACUACACAAACCAGAACUAUUAGGCCGACUCAUGCAAUGGAUGGUAGAGCUCAGCGAGUUCGACAUAUCUUACCAACCCCGCACCGCCGUCAAGUCCCAAGCACUAGCAGACUUCAUUGCUGACUUCACACCAAGCACCACCACCCAAGCUGAAAGAGAGUUACUAUGCAUGAACGACACAUCACCCUCCAAGUGGACUCUCUUAGUGGAUGGAUCGAGUAAUGUGAAUGGAAGCGGACUUGGAAUAGUACUGAUCGCACCAGAGGGAGACAUCGUCCAGCGAGCAAUCUGGUGUGGGUUCAAGUACAUGAAUAACGAGGCUGAAUAUGAAGCCCUCAUAGCUGGACUUUCCUUGGCCAGAGAAAUUGGAGCAAAGAGACUAGAAGUGAAGUCCGAUUCCCAGCUCUGGCCAGCCAACUGGAAGGAACAACCACCGAACAAGCCUCCCGUAGAAGCCAUGGGCAUUGAACAAGCCGACUAUUGGAUGACUCCGAUAGUAAGAUACCUGGAAAAUGAUGAACUCCCGGCUGACAAGAACCAAGCACGCCGACUGAAAGCAAGAGCCGCCAGGUUCACCAUACAUGAGGGCCAACUCCUUAGAAAGUCAUUCUCAGGCACCUAUCUCAAAUGCAUAAGCCCAGAAGAAGCCUAA
Pistacia vera is the source of this 1284-nucleotide messenger RNA. RefSeq lists its product as uncharacterized. The coding region runs from base 1 to 1284 and encodes 427 amino acids. Gene Ontology annotation, molecular function: RNA-DNA hybrid ribonuclease activity; nucleic acid binding. The transcript has 3 exons. The record is from RefSeq and is a predicted model, not a curated record. NCBI's taxonomy places the organism in Eukaryota, Viridiplantae, Streptophyta, Magnoliopsida, Sapindales, Anacardiaceae.